ACGUAGUAACCGUAAUCUAACAUCGUCGACCGUCUGUCUGAUCGGCGAUUGAUAGUACAGUUGCGGAUAUUAAUAGUGUGUCUUUUGAAAUCUGAAAUCUGGAGAAAUUUCCGUUGUUUACAUCAUGUUAUAAUUCGCAUCGCCUCACGUCGUGAAAAGUAAUUUCUUAAUUUCCAAAGGCAAGGCAGUGAAGAAUGUCAAGGCUAGUGUCGUUUCGAAGUGCAUAUUUGUGAACAGUGACUAGAACUAGAAGUGGUGACAUUCGGGAGGGUGGUGAUUUGUUGGGAUUUUUUCUUUAAUUUUUAUUAGUAGACUGUUUAGUCUAAAGUUCAAUGGUCAGGAUGAUUCAUGCGUGACGUGAAUUCAUUCCUAGCCGUGUCAGUAUCGAGUUGUAGGCUUGCGGCGCAUGCGUACAAGUUGUUUACAACCACGGCCGACAUGUACACAGUUACACAUGACCUUUUCCACGAUGUGUAGUGAUUCUAAUUUUUCGAGAUUUUAUGUUUCUGCUUGUUUAUACAUAGCUCUGACUAAUCAAAGAACUCUGAAUUGCAGUGGCUUGGAAAAGAUUAGUCGAAUGUGUAGACUAUUUUGAUGUUAGUGUUAUUUUUAGGAAUCUAAUAAUUGCGCAUUUAACAAUACUUUCCGACCACAUUUUGAUCAGUUGUUAGACCAAAUCAGUGUUUUAUCUGUGUUUGCUUGGACAAUAUUAUUAGGACUGGACAGUUCAGCUAUGAAUGUAUUUCGUUGGUAUGGAUUUUUGUGGACCAAUAUUUACAGGAAUAACUUAUUCAUUCACCGAGCUGGAGUAUUUACGUGUUAGGGAAAUUGCGCAUGAAAAACUGUUGUCCUUGUUGCCUAUAUCGCAGUCUGUAGGCUAGAUUCUAUUGCGUACUUAUGAUUAUAUUUUAAUUGCGUGUUCUUGUUCGAUGUGACAGUUUGUGUUUUCAAAGUAUUGAUUCAAAUAAUAGCAUAAUUGAGUGAAGGAGACACUAAUCUGACUAAUCAAACAUUUAGUGAUAGUGAUAGCUUCUUGUUUUGGAUGUGUCAGCACUACCACUACCAGUAUUGUCCUUGUGUCUUCAACAACCACACAAACAGUUUAAAACGUUUAAUGGAUCAUGUGCUAAACAAAAAACAUUAUUUUGUUUUUGGAUAUCUCUAAAUAAAUAAAAAUGUCUUCGGGAAGAAGCUGGCCAACCUUGGGAGGGUCCCUGAGUGGGGGAGAUUCAAGUAAAGAUUCCUCUAAGCCUUUACCUCCCGAUGUUGUGAAAACCGGUUACUUAAAAAAACUGAAGACUAUGAAGAAGAAGUUCUUUGUUUUGCGGAGUGACUCAAUAGAAGCCUCUGCAAGGCUGGAAUACUACGACUCGGAGAAAAAGUUUCGAGCAAAUCAACCUGCUAAACGGAGCAUCACUUUGAAGACGUGUUUCAACAUCAACAAGCGCAGUGAUCUGAGACAGAAACAUGUCGUGGCUCUGUACACCAAGAACGAUUGUUUCUGUAUUGUUCUGGAGAACGAGUCCGAGCUGAGCGACUGGCUGAAGGCACUGUUGUCUCUGCAGCAAGGAGAUGACAUCCCGGAUGGGGAACAACCUAAGCCAACCUUUGAACAUGUGUGGGAAGUGAAUGUGCAGAAGAAGGAUUUGGGACACACCAAGAAUAUUCUGGGCCCGUACCACCUGUGUUUGACCGACCGGAUUCUCACAUUGGUCAAGAAAGGCACCAAUCAGCAGCUUGAGUUCUCGUUGCAGAAAAUCCGAAGCUGUGGACACCUGGACUCUUUCUUCUACCUGGAGUUGGGUCAGGCCACAGUCACGGGCUCAGGCAACCUGUGGAUGCAGACAGAGGAUCCGAACAUAGCGCAGAACAUGCAUGAAUCCAUCUUGAGCGCUAUGACUAACUGCUCCAAGAAAAGUGAUUUAGUGCCCAAAUCAAGGAAUCGAUCUUCUUCCGCAAACGAGGCAUCAAAACCAAUCACAGUGAUUCAGCGUUGGCCGACGCAUGCAGUUGUGUUAAUCGGAAGUAUAAAGGGCUCCGCUAACACUCAACAUCGGACAGUCGAGUUGAGCGCGGCUCGAACUAACCAACGAAGACAUUCCGUAUCAGCUCUGGGACCUGGAGUGGGAACUCAUCAUCGCACAUAUUCGUUUCCCCUUUCCCCCCUCCCCCCCUCUCGACGCGCCAGCACUGGUACCAGACCCACCACCAAGAAACCCGCAACCUCACAUAGUCUAACAGGGGUCCGUGACCGUUGUGACAGUCUGCCCAGUAGGGCCCGCACAACCAGCGAGGGAGCUCAUCAUCUGCCCCAUCCCCCCGCCAGUGCUAGACACCUCGCCCCCGCUCACCGCCCCCAUUCCAUGUACAUCAGGAACAUCUCUUACUCUCCGCCUGUUGGCUCUAGUCCUGUCAGUCCGGCGUCUGGUGCGUGUUCGACGGACUCUGCAGGUUCAUCACUCUCCAUGGACGGGGACGGAGGAGAGGGAGGCUGGGGGAUGGAGGGGGAGAGUCGUUACGGACACUCUCUCACCCCUGAUGAGCCUGUCAUCUUGGAGGAGAACUCUGACGACUAUGCGCCAUGGCACGCUGGGGAAGAUGAGAAGUUGAACAACUAUGUAAUGGAGAGGUCGUUGUGUCUGCCGAUACAAAGCAAUAGUAGUCUGGCCAAUCUGCGUAAAUACUCUCCCAACCCCAAUACUGGGUUCAAGUCCAGCUCACCAUCCCAGGGUUCAUUCAUGGAUGUGUACAGCCCUUGUGGUUCUUCUCCCCUUGAGACCCCUGGGGCUUAUAUGCCCAUGAGUCCAGGAGACUCGCGGGUGGUGUAUAACCGAGCAGGAUCCACUAAUCACUCACGAGGCAGCAGCUUGGCCGAGGAAGGUUAUGUUCCAAUGGCUCCAGUCACACAGGAGGACGGCUACGUGGACAUGGAUCAUAAGCAUAACAAGAGAGGAGAUGUAUCCUCUGGAAGUAGUUGCUCCAUCACCUCCGGUACUCCCUCUACCGACAUCCGGUUCUCCGAGUACAACUUGGAGAGGGUAUCAACUCUGAUCAGUCGUGAUGACGACGUCACUCCCAAUGAAAGGCCGGCCCGUGCGUACAGUGUUGGGUCUCGGCCAGUGAACAUCAACAACAGCACUGCUAGCCGGAAUGACCCAGUAGCGUCAUGUGAGCCACUCCGUGUCCGAGCAUUCUCAGUUGGGUCUCGAGGACCAAAGGCGCGGCCGGUGCUGCAUCCUCAUCUUACGCCUCCCACUCGUCACUCAUCUCACUCCUCUGUGGAACCCUCCGACGAUCUUAUGGAACUGGACUUCAGCAAGAACAACAAGUCUCGCACUCGCAACAAAAACCCAUUCAAGAAACCCGCAACGUCAGUCAGUUCUGAGCAUUUGACAUUACCCUCAGGGUCUGGCGUGUCUUCGGCUGCUUCAUCUUACUCUACAGCGGAAGGGAGUUACAUGGAGAUGUCUCCACGGUCCUCACCCAAACCCUCUGACCUCGAUGUGGACGUGACUCACUUGGCACCGUCCCCUCCCAAGACAAACAGAUUUGGAAACAUCAUUGGAAGAUCACCUCCUAAAACCACUUAUGCAUUUGAUCGUAAAAUGGCUUUCUUGUCGUCUUCACCUCCAAUAAAUCACGCAUCACCUCCCCUGUAUCGCGUGCCGGAGGCGGAUUCUGGUUAUGUCGAGAUGACUUCAGGAUCCCGGGACGAGUUGAGAAGUGGAGACUCGGUGACAAAUAACUUGUCUUCUUCACCUAGAACUGCUCUGAGACCGAAGUCGCCUGUCAACAACGACGAGUACAUGGAAAUGAAGCCCGGUGGUGAAGCCAAACCUGUGUUACCAAAGUCUACUCAGCCUCGAGUGGAUACUUUCCCGACAACAGAGAAUCGUAAUCCUCAAUUUAAAACCAACCCGACUCCUUUGAUCAAACAGCCUCUAUUGACCUCUCAAAAUUUAAUAAGGCCCAGAGGUUCUUUACAGGAAGACUAUUUGGAUAUGAGUUUAAAAAGGAAAAUGUCUUUAAUCGAAGACAAUAAUAACAGCAAGGUCAUAGUCGGAAGAACAGCCCCAGUUGAUACUCCUAAAAAAGCUCCUGAAGGAUAUGUUGAAAUGUCCUGGUCCAGGAAUAAAUCUCAGAGAAAAGCUUCCAUCGAGAGUAGGAAAAGUGAAAAUGAAGAUUAUCUCAACAUGUCAGGUGAUGGUUCGAACAAAAGAGAAAGGAGAGGCAGCAGAAAAGACCGAAAUCGCUAUAGCUCACAGCCGAUAGCGAUACAGCCUAAUAGCAAAGAGGGCCAAACUAUGAGUCCAGUGUUUCCAUUCUGUAGUCGCAAACAUUCAGCAGGAACUCCACCCAAAGUACCUUGUUUCCUACCUCUUAAUAGCUACGGCAGUGCCUCCCCAUCAUCUAGUCCGUUUUCUUCCUUGGGAAGGAACAGAAACCGCAAGACAGCGAGAAGAGACAGCAAAGAGUCCAAUACCGGCAGCGGUAUGACCACCCCUUCAGGAUCCACCACAACAAUUUUUCCUCUGAAUCUGAACAGUCCCGGUUCGCCUAUGAAACCUUUCACAGCGAAACAAGAAUAUGAACUUUCAAUGUGUCCAGUGGACGCAUCAAGCGGAACUGUGAGACUUUCACAGCCUCAUGAAGAAACAAAAGAAGAGAACCCCUCUACAGUCGACAGUGACUAUGUGAAUUUUGUGCCUGGAACGAUUCCGGAGGUGUCAGACGAUUAUGCCGUCAUUUCACCGGCUGCAGUCGCAGAAGCGAGUCAAAACGAGAGCACAAAGAAACCUAUGGAGAGACUGGUUUCAGACAUGUCUAACUUUACAUUGAAGAUCAGUGAUGACAGUGUGAAUGAAGUGAGUGCAAGACUAAGUGAGUUGAACACUAGUGAAGUGUCCAGUGACAGCACAGCUCACAGCUCUGACCCGUCAGUAGUGUCCAGAACAUCCUCAGUCAGCAGUGUAGGUGAGAAGGAGAUCCAUUAUGCCUCACUAGACCUGGUUCGUUCCAGUUCGGAGGAUGACACUGGCCAAGCCAGAAGUCUCAAGUCCCAGACUUCGCUCACCGAGUCUUCCUCCACUUCCACCCCUAGUCCCAACGUGGCUGCCGACCCUUCCUUCACCUACGCGGAGAUAGACUUUGUAGCCAGCCAGAGACUUCUAAGACACUGAACUCGAGAUACUAUAGCCAAGUAACCGUGCCAGUAUCAAUGAGUUUAACUUAGCUAAUUUUGUUAUGAGGAAAUCAGAUUACCCAUCGUAAAACAAAACUGUUUUGUUUUUGAUCGGUAGUAUAUUAAAAUAUUCCCGUUAAUCCGGUGAGAAACUUUGAAAAUGUCCUGCGGGUUAAUAGGUUGACCUUGUAUUAUAUCUGACUCUGGUGCCAUUUUGUUAAGUUCCUCAGUUUUGCCGCGGAGUCUUCAGUCUUGUUCCUUGGUCGAGUCGAUGCUCACUUUUAUACACACGUCAUGAGUUGCGUUACGUUUUGAAGUAACUUGAUUUUAUAAACUAAAUGUAUCAUCACUGAGUGGAUUUUACACAUUAUUUAUACGGUAUAGUUAUUAUUUCCAUUGUAUUAUACCGGUAUUGUAGGUUAGUCCGGUUGUCAUAUAUGCACAUAUUGCCUUUAAACCUGCUGCUAUGAAGUAACAAACCUUGUAAAUCUCUCACAGUCUCGAUACUGUGUUUUGUGAUUCAUCUUUAAAAGAAUCCGUUGAGUUUUGAUGUUGAUGUAUAAUGUUAAGUUUUAAAACCCCAGAAAAUAGCUGGUUUUAUUUUUUAGUUGUAGUUCUAAGGUUUUAUAAGUUUGAUUAGACUUAUUCUAUAACAGAAUCAUUAUCUAUGUAUGAUGCAUUUUAAGGUGUAUUUAAUUAUUUUCAGUUUUUAUUGUUGAAGAUGAAAUAUAAAAAAAAAACACUUAUUCCAAUGUUUGAAAACAUCUAAAAGUUUAUGUAUUUUAUGAAGUCACUUAAGCUGCUUUAAAGCAGAAUAACUAUAUCCUUCAAGUAAAAAUUACAAAAAUUCACCUUUUUCCUUCACUUGGAGGUGCUAAUCUUGAUAUUUCUGAUGCACAAUUUUGCUUUUGUAUACCCUAUCAAUCUUUAUUUGUUAUGAUAAAACUUGUUACCUUUUACAAACACAAAACAUCUCGAAAAUAUGACAUUUAUUAAAGCUCAGGAAGUAUAAACUAAUCUGUUCUUGACUAAUUCAGUACAUUUGUGAACACAUUUUUAUCAUUUACAUUUAACCAAUCCAGAUUAAUUCAUCUCAAUUUUCCACAAAGGUAAUUUGUUAAAACUAGUUUUAUGUCAAGGAAAGCACAUCUGUUGAAACUUUGCCUCGUAUUACUUUUUUGUCCUAAAUCCUUGUGUUUUCCUUUAUCUUGUACAAAUUUAGUCGUAGAGGAAGAAAUCGGAGAUUACAUUGGCCCCGGUGUCCGUCAAGGUUUGUUACCUAAAUGUAUAUAACAUCUAUCACUAUUGUUGUUAUCCUGCUGUUGUAUAGACUAGGGACUCAUAGCUUUCAAAGCAUCGUCAUAUCCUAACUAUGUUGUUGAGGUGUUAAUCCACUUGUUCAGUUGCACGGCCUGAGAAGCCUAGCUACUCUUCUACUCGUGUUUUUAUACGGAGCCAAGCCGGUUUUGUAUUUUAAAGUAAUACGUGUAGCCGUAAUUUAGAAAUUUCCAAGUGGGAGGAUUUAUUUUGUAAACUGUAAAACUUUGUGAUGAUCAUCGGGCCUAAAACGAAUCAUAUACAUAGAUUUUGGUUAUUUUUAUAUGAAAGUGGUUCAAGAGGUGUCUUUGUACUUACCAGUAAUUGUUUUGAAAUUUGUCAGACACAAAUUUACAACAUUUCCGAUUUAUUAAAAUCUUGUUUGAAACAUGAAAAUAAAAUGUUUGAAAUGUGUAGGUAAUUUGGAUUAAAUAUAUGUAAACCAGUUAACCUUAUCACUGCCAUGUGUUGAAUGAUUUUUUUAAUUUUUAAAGCUCCUGAAAAGUUAAGGUUUUAUUUACAGUUUUGUAAUUAACAUUGUUUUUUAACUGAUUUCAAUUACAAUAAUUCUUUAUUUUCAUGUUUUCUUAUUUUUCCGGGAUUAUAGUAGUAACAGGCUAAUAACAUAGACAGCUCUUUGUUAUCAAACAACUCUGUCGAUGCUCAAAAUACUAUUUUCUGAAGACAAAAUGUUGUUGAAAAAGUUAAAUAGUACAAAAUACCUCUUUAACUGUGUGCUAAGUGUACUGUAAGUUAUUUAAAUUUAAAUAAGUACACUAUAUAUUCUUCAUAAACUAUUAGGUAUAGAAUUUUACUAUCAUUAAAGGAAAAAUUUGUAUUGGAGUUUUAGUUUUGCUAAUAGUAUAAUAGUUUUUUUUGUGUAAAAUCCAAAUGAUUCCAAGCGAAAUACAAAAAUAUUUCCAUCCUCUUAAUUUAGGCUUUAUGUAAUAAAAUAAAAAGUUGUUGCAUU
Messenger RNA from Macrosteles quadrilineatus (aster leafhopper), 7469 nucleotides. It is a transcript of the gene chico, whose product is annotated as insulin receptor substrate 1-B. NCBI's taxonomy places the organism in Eukaryota, Metazoa, Arthropoda, Insecta, Hemiptera, Cicadellidae. The transcript has 17 exons. Gene Ontology annotation, biological process: insulin receptor signaling pathway. Gene Ontology annotation, molecular function: phosphatidylinositol 3-kinase binding; insulin receptor binding. The record is from RefSeq and is a predicted model, not a curated record. Gene Ontology annotation, cellular component: plasma membrane; cytosol. Bases 1176 to 5180 code for a protein of 1334 amino acids.